UUCGAAGAUUUGGAGUUAGCAUUUUUUUACAAUCGCGGAAGUGGUAGCAAAACACAAGUGUUUUUAGUUUCUGGCAGUUUGAAUUAAAUACUGUAAUACUAUUCUACAUUGCAAUCAAAAUGGAAGAUGACGCACCCGUAAUAUAUGGUCUUGAAUUCCAGGCACGAUCGCUUACUGCCCAGACAGCUGAGACAGAUGCUAUUCGCUUCCUUGUGGGCACACAGUCUCUGAAGUUUGACAACCAGGUGCACAUCAUUGAUUUUGAUGAUGAGAAUAACAUUAUUAAUAAGAAUGUCCUCCUACACCAAGCUGGAGAGAUAUGGAACAUUGGUGCCAGUCCUGCAGAUAAAGAAAUACUUACCACCUGCUACAACAAAACCAGUGACAGUCGAGUGGUUUCCUGUGCAGCUGUAUGGCGAAUGCCCUCCAACUGGGAAACAGGAACCCAUGAGUGUCCUGAUGAUUCAGCACACAACCCUCAAACCCUGGAACUUCUUUGCCACCUAGAAGACAGUGCCCAUUGCAACGCAGCCUGCGUACUGUGGGAACCAAUGGGGGAUGGCAAGCGUGUGAUUUCAUUGGCUGAUAACUAUGUUCUUCUCUGGGACCUGCAGGAGAGCUGCACACAAGCCACAGUCUCCAGUACAGCAAUGCUCGAGGGUAAAGGACAGCUUAAGUUCACUUCUGGCAAGUGGAGCCCUCACCAUAACUGCAGUCAACUUGCCACUGCAAGUGACACAGCCAUAAGAGGCUGGGACCUUCGCACCAUGAGUCAGAUUUACUGUAUCGAGAACGCUCAUGGCCAGCUGGUACGUGACCUUGACUUCAACCCAAACAGGCAGUAUUAUUUGGCUAGCUGCGGAGACGACUGCAAGGUCAAAUUCUGGGAUGUCCGCAAUGUCCAGGAGCCCAUCAAAACACUGGAGGAGCACUCACAUUGGGUGUGGAGUGUCCGUUACAACCAUAGCCAUGACCAGCUGGUGCUGACGGCCAGCAGUGACAGCCGCCUCAUCCUGUCCAACAUGGUGUCGAUCUCCUCAGAGCCUUUUGGCCAUUUGGUGGAUGAUGAGGAUCUCAGUGAGGGGGAAGAAAACCCUCAGGAUGAUAAGGGCAAGGAGCCUCUGAAGGACAGUGUGGUCUCCACCUAUGAGGAGCAUGAAGACAGUGUAUAUGCAGCUGAGUGGUCAUCAGCCGAUCCGUGGCUCUUCGCGUCACUCAGCUAUGAUGGCCGCCUCGUCAUCAACAGGGUUCCCCGCAACCUCAAAUAUCAGAUCCUAUUAUGAGGGGGACAUAUGCAUUAUGUAUUAGACAGAGCAUCCGAAUACUUGUGUAAAAAAAAAAAAAAAACUACAUAAUGUUGUCACUAAAACUGUAAAUACAGUAGACAUUUUGUGACUUACCACUGUGAAUUAAACAUUCCUUACCAAUUUUUUUUUUUAUGUUAUUUUUUUAAUUUUUUAUUUAUGUGCUGUUUCAGUGCUUACUUUUCAUCACACAGCAAUUUUAUUUACCUCAGAACGCCAUUCUACAUUUAUGAGCCAUCUUGUGCUGUCUCAUAUUUGUCAUUUUGCUGUAACAAUCAUGUAAGGAUAAAUAAAGCCAAGUUGUCAUACUCAACUUAUUUGAGAGCCCCAGAGAGAGAGAGCCUAGGAAAGUCUAGGAUGCAUUAGUAUUCCACUAAAAAUGGUUUCAGGUAUUUAAAAAAAAAAGUUGAAAUAAUUUUCGCAAUAUAAAUAGUUUUCGCAAUUUUAAUAGUCUUUUUAAUAGUUAUUAUUAAUAGUUCAGAAUUGGAACAAGAUUGGGAUUUCCUUGUCCCCUCGCUCACCCAUCUGAUAUUUUGCAUACUUUUCACCAUGUUUAGUUGGGUAAUCAGAAUGAGAAUUAUGUUGUAAAUUUGAGCAUUUCAAUUUUCUCUGUACAAAUAAAACGGUGUGUCCAUGUGAUCAACAAACCAAAAAAAACUCCCACCUUUCCUGGUUGGUCACCAAUCUUUCUCUUCAUGACAGGUUUUCAGGCCCUUUGCAUGAAGUCACCUAGUAUAGGUUUUAGCAUCCCCAACACUGACCAGGAUAAGCUGGCUGUAAAAUGAAUGAAUUGAUGUUGAGAGCAGGGAAAUGGUAUGUAGUCGCCACCUGCAGAACAAUUCCUUUAUAUGGUUAUCUUGCUUAAAUGUUUCCAAAAUUGGCCUGUGAAAUUGAUUAAAAAUCCUUAUUACUUCCUAAAGUUACAGGUUGAAAUCCCAUAAGUGUGAUUGAUUUGGAGUUAUGAAGUAGGCUAUUCAUAUCUUAUGCAAGGUAUGGUAUAUGGGCAGUAAAAUGUUGCUUGUGCUGUUUAUUUUUAGCAACACAAACUGAAAUCACAUUGGUCAAGUUAAAGCAAAACAGACCCUGCGGUGAGUACAAGUUGUGCAAUACUUUUUUUGUUCUUACCUGAUUUUACAGUGUUUGCUUGUUUUGGGGGAAAGGAGGGAAUAAAUGUGCUUUCUUUUGUCGUUGUUAUCCCCACCCUACUCCUAAAAUUAUGUCUUCCCCAAAAGACUUCGCACAAGUUAAAACUUACACCUCUGCAUUCUACUGUAUAUACUCGCUUAUAGGUCGCUCCAGCAGAUAGGUUGUACCCCUAGUUUGUGGUUCAAAAGUACUGUAGGUAUUUUAGGUUGACCCUCGUUUAGGUUGCACCACAAUAUAGGAGAUUUUUGGUGAAAUAGCAAUGACAAUUUUCAAUACCGAUAUGACUGAAACAAAUAAAACAAGGAACAUUUUAUUGUGAUUUAAAGACAAUAUUUUCAUCACAUGGCUAUAUUUUUAUUUAGAUUUUAACUGUCUUAACUCUUCCUCAUCAUUGUGGGUAUUCUUCCUUUGUUAAAGUUCUGAAAGGAGCAGUUGUUUUGCGCUUUCCUAGAUCAUGCUCCUGGCUUGGCGACAUGUUUGUUGUGUGAAAGCCAAGAUGGCUGCACGACAUACACAGUUGCUGAUUCGGUUGUGAUCAUAGUCUUCAUUCAUUCCUUGGGCAAGUUUUGUUCGUAAGUACUGUUUGUCUUAAGUACAAUGCAUACAUUUGUUGGGCCGAAAUACCAAGCUAAUGCUAAGUUAUAUGCUUUUUCAGAUUUACGACGGUCUAAAUUGGUCAAAGGUCAGAGCAAGGACAGCUUAAAGUGACCUGUACGCGAGUAUUUAGGGUAUGUUAUUGUGUGUGAGGGGAUAGUGAUGCAGGUACAGUCCAGACCUUGUGGACGUCAUCACCAAGGCCAUAUACAAUGGGUGUGUUAUUAUUAACCAUUUGGUAGACCUGCAUUGUAAAAUGAGUUCCAACUCAAUAACUGUAAGAAUAUGCCUCCCAGAUACAGUACUGCUCAGUGUUCUGAGGAGUUGUAUUUUGUGGGAUAUACACUGUUUGCAGCUGUGCCCAAUUUGGUGGCUGUUGCAUGUAAAGCAAAUUCAGAUGUCUAAACAAGAGAUUCUGCUCCGAAACAUACAGUGAGGCAAAUAUGUAUUUAGUCAACCACCAAUUGUGCAAGUUCUCCUACUUGAAAAGAUUAGAGAGGCCUGUAAUUGUCAACAUGGGUAAACCUCAACCAUGAGACAGAAUGUGGAAAAAAAACAAAAUCACCCUGUUUGAUUUUUAAAGAAUUUUUCCAAAUUAGAGUGGAAAAUAAGUAUUUGGUCACCUACAAACAAGCAAGAUUUCUGGCUGUCAGAGGUCUAACGAGGCUCCACUCGUUACCUGUAUUAAUGGCACCUGUUUUAACUCAUCAUCGGUAUAAAAGACACGUGUCCACAACCUCAGUCAGUCACACGCCAAACUCCACAAUGGCCAAGACUAAAGAGCUGUCGAAGGACACCAGAGACAAAAUUGUAGACCUGCACCAGGCUGGGAAGACUGAAUCUGCAAUAGGUAAAAUGCUUGGUGUAAAGAAAUCAACUGUGUGAGCAAUUAUUAGAAAAUGGAAGACAUACAAGACCACUGAUAAUCUCCCUCGAUCUGGGGCUCCAUGCAAUAUCUCACCCCGUGGCGUCAAAAUGAUAACAAUAACGGUGAGCAAAAAUCCCAGAACCACACGGGGGGACCUAGUGAAUGACCUACAGAGACCUCCAGAUCUCAACCCCAUAGAAAAUCUGUGGAGGGAGUUCAAAGUCAGUGUUGCCCAACGACAGCCCCAAAACAUCACUGCACUAGAGGAGCCAACAAUGGGUCUAUAACAAAGUAUUGAGAUGAACUUUUGGUAUUGACCAAAUACUUAUUUUCCACCAUGAUUUGCAAAUAAAUUCUUUAAAAAUCAAACAAUGUGAUUUUCUGUUUUUUUUUUCCACAUUAUGUCUCUCAUGGUUGAGGUUUACCCAUGUUGACAAUUACAGGCCUCUCUAAUAUUAUCAAGUAGGAGCACAAUUAGUGGUUGACUAAAUACUUAUUUGCCCCACUGUGAUGAAAAAUGAGGAGAGGGUUGAACGUGUAUGCAAAGUAGAGUGGUACAGAGUUGAUCACUUAUUUAACUGGAAACUGGCAAAGUAUGAAACAAAUGGAUCACCAGUUUCUGUAAAUCUGAUGUAAGUCACUCUUGCUGUGUGUUUGCAUGUUGCUGCCGCAAUGGGUUAAAAGCUGUGGUCAUAUUUUGUUUGUCAUUUUACAACUGCAAUGAAAAAAUAGCAAUGAAAUCAGCCGCUGUGGAUUUAAUGACUGCGCAGCAGACUGAGCGAUAUGUGGACAUUACUGGCAAGGGCGUAGGUUUGCAUAGGGUAGGGACAUAACACUACAAAAUUUUCAGGAUGCUCAAAUUAUCCCCACCAACUUUUUCGCGACCUUAUAUGCAUUAUAUAAUGACUUCAAUUAUGUACUGUAGGUAAUUUAGUAUGUUGUAAGUAUAGAAAUAACGCUACCUUUAUUAAGGGAAUUAUUAUCAAUAUGUUCAGACUUUCAUUUUCCCCUUUUGACUUGCUGAAUGUGGCGGUCCAUUUUUUCCCCCCUCAAAUGCACAUUUGGUUGGCUGAUGACUUGACCCCUCAACCCUCCUGCACACACACCCACACAGCCCCGACAGAAUUACAUGUCGACGACAUGCAGCCUCCUCCCCCUCCGAAGAGGAGGGAUAUUGCAAGUGUAUUUUCGGCCAGCAGCAGCAGCCACUGUAAGUAAUGUAAAAAGACAUCAUUGUUGUGGAGGUGGGAAACACACCACUAAUUUUGCUACUGAAAAUCCGACCUGCAUCAUAGUUAGCGUAACAUUAAAAUGUGUCCAUUUGCUAACCUGCAAAACUCGAGUAAUCAGCCUCUUAGAGAGGUGUCCUCCUGUAUGUUUUUUCCUAUUAACAUUAAUUAAAAUUGAAAUGUAGUGAACUGAGGUUUACCCCCUUCUCCCUAAUUUUCACUUUUAUUUUAUUUAUGUGGUCUUAAAGCAGCCCAAAGGAGCUUUCAUUUUUAUGUUGAGUUUGGCUGUGCUUGUGGACAAAAGCAUAAGUGUUUUACCUGAAGGAAGGCUCCAUUUUUAAUUAUUUUUGUUAUUCCCAGACUAAAAAAAAUUUCAGUUACAGUGUUUCACAAAAGGAAGUACACCCCUCGCAUUUCUGCAGAUAUUUAAGUAUAUCUUUUCAUGGGACAACAGUGACAAAAUGACACUUUGACACAAUGAAAAGUAGUCUGUGUACAGCUUAUAUAAUUUAUUUUCCCCUCCGAUACACAAGAAAGCCUGCCCGUCUCAUCAGACAAUAGGACAUGGUUCCAGUAAUCCAUGUGCUUUGUUGACAUGUCUUCAGCAAACUGUUUGCGGUCUUUCUUGUGUACCAUCUUCAGAAGAGGCUUCCUCCUGGGGUGACAGCCAUGCACACCAAUUUGAUGUAGAAUGCGGCAUAUAGUCUGAGCACUGACAGGCUGACCCCCCCCACCUCUUCAGUCUCUGCAGCAAUGCUGACAGCACUCCUGUAACGAGUCACAUGACAUUUUGGAGAGAAAAUGACAAGCAGUACUCAAUUUGGACGUUUAGGGAUGUACGUAGUUUCUAAGGGGUGUACUCACUUUUGUUGCCAGGGGUUUAGUUAUUAAUGGCUAUAUUUUGAGGGGGAAAUAAAUUAACUCUAUUCUAAAAGCUGCACACAGACUAAUUUUCAUUGUGUCAAAGUGUCAUUUUCUCAGUGUUGUUACAUGAAAAGAUAUACUUAAAUAUCUGCAGAAAUGCGAGGGGUGUGCUCACUUUUGUGAUGCACUGUAUUUAUUUGGACAGAAAAUGUUGAGUGGUCUUAAGACAAAUGUUUAUUUUUUGCAUUCCAGGAUAGUUAAGAGAUUAUUAACAAGUUUAAAUUUUUGUGUAUACUGUUAAUAUAAGUUAUGUUCAAAUACUGCAAUUUGCUAAUAAAAGCCGGACAUUUAUUCUGGAAGUUUUCAAAAUGUUUUUGUCGUUUUUGAAAACAAUUGUUUUAAUCUAAGGGUGUAUCACCUGACCUAAUACACAUGAAAGUUAGUAUAAGUCAAUACAGAUUUAUUUUUGCAUUGAUCAUUUAGCCAAUCAAUUAAUUACCGUAGUUAUAUAUUAUGUAGCCCUGCCCCCCAUUCACCCAAU
This is a messenger RNA of Corythoichthys intestinalis (scribbled pipefish), 6546 nucleotides long. It is a transcript of the gene eipr1, whose product is annotated as EARP complex and GARP complex interacting protein 1. The transcript has 9 exons. The record is from RefSeq and is a predicted model, not a curated record. Gene Ontology annotation, molecular function: protein binding. The coding region runs from base 120 to 1283 and encodes 387 amino acids. Gene Ontology annotation, biological process: protein ubiquitination. NCBI's taxonomy places the organism in Eukaryota, Metazoa, Chordata, Actinopteri, Syngnathiformes, Syngnathidae.